UUUAACCCUUUCCCCCCUCCCUUUUUUUAACAGUUUUCUCGUCGAAAUGACUCAAGAGGCUCGCGUUAGCACUGUUGUCGAGAGUCUUACCAAGGCUCCUCGUAACAUUGCCUUCCCCCAGAAGGAUGGAAGACCUCAGUUGAUAUCUGAAAUCUUUGGACAGAACGUUUUCUCGUUCAAGCAGAUGGCAUCUCGUCUCCCCAAGCCUGUGUACAGCACCUUCUUGAAGCAGCUUCGAGGAAACGAAACCAUUGACAAAACCACGGCUGAUGCUAUUGCUCAUGCUGUUAAGGUUUGGGCUAUGGAGCGUGGAGCUACUCAUUUCACUCACUGGUUCCAACCUCAGACCGACUCCACUGCUGAAAAGCACGACUCUUUCUUGACUUUGAAGAGUUCAUUUGAAAAGGGUUUCGAGGAGGUCGAAUGCCUUGACUCUUUGUCCGGUUCUCAACUUCUUCAAUCAGAGCCUGAUGCGUCAUCUUUCCCCUCUGGUGGCAUGCGUUCUACCUUCGAGGCUCGUGGAUAUACCAUUUGGGAUACAAAGAGCCCCAUGUUUCUUCAAGAAGGCCCUCAUGGAACCUCCAUUUUGUAUGUUCCUUCGGUUUUCAUUUCAUACAAUGGUCAAGCCUUGGAUGAGAAGACUGUCUUGUUGCGUUCUUCUGAAGUUUUGGCCAAGAACGCUUUGGAUGUUCUCGAUUUGAUUUUCGACCCCGAGAAUGAUGUUCAUGUCAACCAAGUUCACACUUCUCUCGGUACUGAGCAAGAGUACUUCUUGAUUGAUCGUGCUCUCUAUACUCUUCGUCCUGAUCUUAAGAUCACCGGCCGUACCUUGAUUGGUGGUUUGCCACCCCGCCACCAACAGCUUGAGGACCAUUACUUCGGUAAGAUCCCCUCGCGUGUUCUCGCCGCUAUGAGCGAGUGCGAAUAUGAAUUGUACAAGCUUGGUGUUCCGUGCAAGACCCGUCACAAUGAAGUUGCUCCUGCUCAAUUCGAGUUGGCUCCUAUCUAUGAAGAGGCUAUGAUUGCUGUCGAUCACAACUUGUUGACCAUGGAUGUGUUGCACCGUGUUGCCCAUCGUCACAAGCUUAAGGUUCUCUUCCACGAGAAGCCUUUCAAGGGUGUCAACGGUUCCGGAAAGCACUGCAACUGGUCCUUGACCACUGACAAUGGCAUCAACUUGCUUGAACCCACUGCCAAGCCCGAGGAAAACUACCGUUUCCUUCUUUUCCUUUUGGCCACUUUGAAGGCUCUUGAGGAUCACGGUGAUUUGUUGCGAGCUGGUAUCGCUUCUGCUUCCAACGACCAUCGUCUUGGUGCUCAUGAAGCUCCCCCUGGUAUCAUCUCUGCUUUCCUUGGUGACCAUUUGACUGAGGUGUUGAACGCCAUCGAAGAGGACCGUCCUCUCAAGACUUUCGGUGCCCCUGAAAUGCAAUCUGUCCGUGUUGGUGGUACGGUUCUCGAUCUCAAGGUCGCUACUCUCCCCAACAUUGCUCGUGAUUUGACCGAUCGUAACCGUACCUCUCCAUUUGCUUUCACUGGCAACAAGUUCGAGUUCCGUGCUGUCGGAUCUAAGCAAUCCGUUUCUUUCCCCGUUACUCUCCUCAACUCCGCUGUUGCCUCUAGUCUGCAAGAGGUGGCCGAGGCCCUUCGCAAGCAAAAGGGUGAUAAGCAAUAUGCCACCAAGGAAGAUCAACUUGCUGUCAUCAAGCAAUUCAUCAAGAUUACCAAGAACGUUCGAUUCGAAGGCGAUAACUACUCCGAUGCUUGGGUUAAGGAGGCUGAAAAGCGUGGUCUUCCUAACAUUGUCAACUCUUACGAUGCCUUCACCCGUCUUCGUGAGCCUCGCAAUGCUGAGAUGUUGUCCCGUGUUGGUGUUUUCACUAACGAGGAACUUGAGUCUCGUUACCACAUUCUUAUGGAGAAGUAUGCCAAGGAUGUUCGCAUUGAAGCUCAAACUUUGCUCACCAUGGUCGUCCAAUUGAUCAUGCCCGCUACUUUCUCUUACCGCAAGGAUCUUGCUCAAUCUGCUUCUCUUCUCAAGGACGUCGAAGCUGGUUGCGAGCCUGAACUCAAGGUUCUCAAGGAACUUACCCCUAUUCUCAUCGACCUGCAGAAGGCCGUUGCUACCCUUGAGACUGAAAUUGCCGCCACCGACGAUAUCACUGAUGACAUCGGCGCUCUUUGCAAGAAGUCCCAAGCCACCUUGUUGCCUGCCAUGGAAGCUGUCCGAUCAUAUGCAGAUCAAUUGGAAGGCAUUGUUGGCGACAAGUACUGGCCUUUGCCCAAGUACACCGAACUCUUCCUUAACAUUUAGACGUAUCUGUGUAAACCCAUUACACCUCCUCCAAAAAAAAAAACCACAUGUCUUCUGAAUAAUUUGAUUUUUAUUUUCUUCGUUUCACACUUCUUUGCCAAAGAGAUCAAUUCCUCCAAAUAAUAUUACCUUUUGUUUUUAAAAGAAUCCACAUACAA
This is a messenger RNA of Umbelopsis ramanniana AG, 2472 nucleotides long. RefSeq lists its product as uncharacterized. The coding region runs from base 47 to 2314 and encodes 755 amino acids. The record is from RefSeq and is a predicted model, not a curated record. NCBI's taxonomy places the organism in Eukaryota, Fungi, Mucoromycota, Umbelopsidomycetes, Umbelopsidales, Umbelopsidaceae. The transcript has 4 exons. Gene Ontology annotation, molecular function: glutamine synthetase activity.